UGGCCCAGUGAGAAAUUCAGCCCAUGGGCCCAAGUAAGCCCAAAUCCAACUAUUUCGUCUCUGAUCUCUCUCUCUCUAACAGUAACAGUCACACAGUAGAGAGAGAAAUGGCGCCGUCUUCGUUGGUGCGUUACAGCCGUUGGAUUUCCCGGUUCAAAUUCCCGUACUCUCAGAACAACCUAUUUCCUUCUCCGCCGCCUUUCUCCUCCACCACCACCGCCGGACUCCACAAUGCCGAUUCCGUCACUCCCGGCGGUCCGCCUCCGAUACGAGUCUCACUCACCGAUUCAGCCGGUCGCGGAGUUUUCGCCACUCGCAAGAUCGGCGCCGGCGAACUCAUUCACACUGCCAAACCACUCGUGGCUCACCCUACGCUAUCGGCUGUCCACCGUGUCUGCAAUUUCUGCUUGGGGAAGCUGAGAAAUGCUAACGCUAAAUCCGAAGCUCAUCGUGGAUCGUUCUGCGGCGAAGAGUGUGAACGGCAUUCCAAGGUUUUUUAUGAUGUUGAAAUGGAAGCAGAUUGGUCAGGCUACGACAACUAUUGCAGGGGGCGAGGUUUGAAAUAUCCUCUUUUGGUGAAGCGCUUGGCUUGUAUGGUCAUAUCUGGAGCUAUAUCUUCUGACCUCCUUGACAUACUUCAACCCUCUAGUUUGUAUCCUCAUAUGAUUUUGGAGUUUGAAGAAGGAUACAGCUUGCUGAGAACAGCCUUAGCCAAGGCAAACAUCACAGAUGAACGGAUGUUAUUUUUAACGCAAGAAUGGUACAAUGGAGUUCUGGCUCGAAUCCGUAUUAAUGCAUUUCGUAUUGAGUUGGCUGGAGGGUACGAAGAUCUUCGUUCUGCUGCAGCGGCCUGUGUUGAAGCUGAAGCUGCUAUUGGGAAUGCUGUUUAUAUGCUACCAUCCUUCUAUAACCAUGAUUGUGAUCCAAAUACACACAUUAUAUGGAUAAACAAUGCAAACGCGAGAUUGAAGGCACUCCGUGAUGUUGAGCCUGAUGAAGAGCUUCGGAUCUGCUAUAUUGACACAAGUAUGGACCAUGGCGCUCGGCAAAGUGUGCUAUCGCAGGGGUUCGGUUUCAUUUGCAACUGUGUUCGGUGUUCGGCUGGUGAUUAAAUGAAGUCAUUUGCUGUCUAAAACUUCUCGCUUAUAAUAUGCUCAACUGAAACCAAAUUGUUGGACCCCUGCCUCACUUCUAAGUAGCUAUUGUUCGAUACGGAAUGAUACUACCUGGCUGGAUAAGAGAGGAGGAAGAAUGUUCAACGAACCAGUAUCCUUAUUUUCCGGGUCAGAAUCUAAAUUCACUUACGGCUAUGUCUGAAAAGUGCUUCUCACUAAUGACUAUCACAUGUUGAAGUAAUUUGUAACCGUUUUUAAAAGGGACCAAUUGCUUGAGAAAGUACUUAUAGUGUACUUUGAUCUAAAUACUCAGUUGAGAAAACACUUUUUGAGUGUAGAUCAAACAUUUUGAUUCGUUA
Molecule: messenger RNA, 1474 nt
Organism: Momordica charantia (bitter melon)
Lineage: Eukaryota; Viridiplantae; Streptophyta; Magnoliopsida; Cucurbitales; Cucurbitaceae
Gene: SDG38
Product: SET domain protein 38
Cellular component (GO): nucleus
Molecular function (GO): protein binding
Source: RefSeq, a predicted model, not a curated record